This is a messenger RNA of Aspergillus puulaauensis, 495 nucleotides long. Its product is annotated as Smr domain-containing protein. The transcript is spliced from 2 exons. Bases 1 to 495 code for a protein of 164 amino acids. The record is from RefSeq and is a predicted model, not a curated record. NCBI's taxonomy places the organism in Eukaryota, Fungi, Ascomycota, Eurotiomycetes, Eurotiales, Aspergillaceae.
AUGGAGGAGUAUAAUCGCCAGGCAUCAGAGUAUAUCUUCAAGGAGAACAACGCGGCGGGGCGCGUUGAAGCCGAUACAAUUGAUCUGCACGGGCAGUUUGUGGAGGAAGCCGAGGAUAUUCUGGAGGAGAGGAUUAAGUAUGCCCGGAGUCACGGGCAGAAUCACUUGCACGUGAUUGUCGGAAAGGGAAACCACUCUGCGAACCAUGUGCAGAAGAUUAAGCCGCGCGUUGAGCAGGUCUGUCGUGAGUUGGGUCUGCAGUAUGCGACGGAGGAGAACGAGGGGAGAAUCUACGUAAACCUUACUGGUGCUGCGGCAAAUAUGCCUCCCAGGCCGUCGCAUGGACAUGGACAGGGACAUGGACAGGGUCAUGGACAAGGCCACCAACAGCAACAUCACCAGCAACAGAACCAGGAUCCUGUUGAGCAGGUGGUUAGGGCGGUUCUGCCGCGGGUGCUGCGCAAGUUGGAGAAAGCUUGCUGUCUUGUUAUGUAG